Messenger RNA from Enhydra lutris kenyoni (northern sea otter), 1332 nucleotides. RefSeq names its product purinergic receptor P2X 3. Gene Ontology annotation, cellular component: plasma membrane; nuclear inner membrane. Gene Ontology annotation, biological process: response to ATP; monoatomic cation transmembrane transport. NCBI's taxonomy places the organism in Eukaryota, Metazoa, Chordata, Mammalia, Carnivora, Mustelidae. Gene Ontology annotation, molecular function: ATP binding; purinergic nucleotide receptor activity; extracellularly ATP-gated monoatomic cation channel activity. The transcript is spliced from 12 exons. The record is from RefSeq and is a predicted model, not a curated record. Bases 1 to 1194 code for a protein of 397 amino acids.
AUGAACUGCGUGUCAGAUUUCUUCACCUACGAGACCACCAAGUCAGUGGUUGUGAAGAGCUGGACCAUUGGGGUCAUCAACCGGGCAGUCCAGCUUUUGAUCAUCUCCUACUUCGUGGGGUGGGUUUUCUUGCACGAGAAGGCUUACCAAGUGCGGGACACAGCCAUUGAGUCCUCAGUCGUCACCAAGGUGAAGGGCUUUGGACGCUAUGCCAACAGAGUCAUGGACGUGUCUGAUUAUGUGACCCCACCCCAGGGCACCUCUGUCUUUGUCAUCAUCACCAAGAUGAUAGUCACUGAAAACCAGAUGCAAGGAUUCUGCCCAGAGAGCGAGGAGAAGUACCACUGUGUAUCAGACAGCCAGUGUGAGCCUCAGCGGUUCCCGGGCGGGGGUAUCCUUACGGGCCGGUGUGUGAACUACAGCUCUGUGCUCCGGACCUGUGAGAUCCAGGGCUGGUGCCCCACCGAGGUGGACACAGUGGAAAUGCCUGUCAUGAUGGAAGCCGAGAACUUCACUAUUUUCAUCAAGAACAGCAUUCGAUUCCCCCUCUUCAACUUUGAGAAGGGAAACCUCCUUCCCAACCUGACAGCCAGCGACAUGAAGACAUGCCGCUUCCACCCUGACAAGGACCCCUUCUGCCCCAUCUUGCGGGUGGGGGAUGUGGUCAAGUUUGCAGGGCAGGAUUUUGCCAAACUGGCCAGCACGGGUGGAGUCCUUGGCAUUAAGAUCGGCUGGGUGUGCGACCUGGACAGGGCCUGGGACCAGUGCAUCCCCAAAUACUCCUUCACCCGGCUGGACGGCAUUUCCGAGAAGAACAGCGUCUCCCCAGGCUACAACUUCAGGUUUGCCAAGUACUACAAGAUGGAGAAUGGCAGUGAGUACCGCACACUCCUCAAGGCUUUCGGCAUCCGCUUUGACGUGCUGGUGUAUGGGAAUGCUGGCAAGUUUAACAUCAUCCCCACCAUCAUCAGCUCUGUGGCCGCCUUCACCUCCGUGGGAGUGGGGACUGUGCUCUGUGACAUCAUCCUGCUCAACUUCCUCAAGGGGGCUGACCAGUACAAAGCCAAGAAGUUUGAGGAGGUGGACGAGAUGAUGCUGAAGGUCACUGCCUCGGCCAACCCAGAGUGCUCCAGCGACCAGACCACCGAGGAGAAGCAGUCCACAGAUUCAGGGGCCUACUCCAUUGGCCACUAAGGCCUCUGCCAGGGCCCCAAGCUCAUCCAUGGGCUCCAGGCCUCCCGAUAGGGCACCCCACCUGGGCAAGGAGGGAUGGAAAGGGAAGGGGCUUUCAUUUCUGCUGCUCACCCCAGGAAGCCAUGCUGGACCCAGGGG